Molecule: messenger RNA, 2943 nt
Organism: Pungitius pungitius (ninespine stickleback)
Lineage: Eukaryota; Metazoa; Chordata; Actinopteri; Perciformes; Gasterosteidae
Product: protein NLRC3-like
Exons: 7
Biological process (GO): intracellular signal transduction
Molecular function (GO): protein binding
Source: RefSeq, a predicted model, not a curated record
CAUGAACUCAAAUCCAACCUGAAGAAGAAGUUCCAGUCUCUGUUUGAGGGCAUCGCUAAAGCAGGAAACCCAACCCUUCUGAAUGAGAUCUACACAGAGCUCUACAUCACAGAGGGAGGGACUGCAGAGGUCAAUCAAGAACAUGAGGUCAGACAGAUUGAAGCAGCAUCCAGGAAACCAGCCAGACCAGAAACAACCAUCAGACAAGAAGAUCUCUUCAAAGCCUCAGCUGGAGGAGAAGAACCAAUCAGAACAGUGAUGACUAAGGGAGUGGCUGGCAUUGGGAAAACAGUCUUAACACAGAAGUUCACUCUGGACUGGGCUGAAGACAAAGACCACCAGAACAUAGAGUUCACAUUUCCAUUCACCUUCAGAGAGCUGAAUGUGCUGAGAGAGAAGAAGUUCAGCUUGGUGGGACUUGUUCAUCACUUCUUCAGUGAAACCAGAGCAGCAGGAAUCUGCAGGUUUGAAGAGUUCCAGGUUGUGUUCAUCUUUGACGGUCUGGAUGAGUGUCGACUUCCUUUGGACUUCCACAACAAUGAGAUCCUGACUGAUGUCACAGAGACCUCCUCAGUGGAUGUGCUCCUCACAAACCUCAUCAGGGGGAAGCUGCUUCCCUCUGCUCGCCACUGGAUAACCACACGACCUGCAGCAGCCAAUCAGAUCCCUCCUGAGUGUGUUGGCAUGGUGACAGAGGUCAGAGGGUUCACUGACCCCCAGAAGGAGGAGUACUUCAAGAAGAGGUUCAGAGAUGAGGAGCAGGCCAGCAGCAUCAUCUCUCACAUCAAGACCUCACGAAGCCUCCACGUCAUGUGCCACAUCCCAGUCUUCUGUUGGAUCACUGCUGGAGUUCUGGAGGAGGUGUUGAAGACCAGAGAGAGAGGAGAGCUGCCCAAGACCCUGACUGAGCUCUACAUCCACUUCCUGGUGGUUCAGUCAAAAGUGAAGAAGGUCAAGUACGAUGGAGGAGCUGAGACGGAUCCACACUGGAGUCCAAAGAGCAGGAAGAUGAUCAAGUCUCUGGGAAAACUGGCCUUUGAUCAGCUGCAGAAAGGCAACCUGAUCUUCUAUGAAUCCGACCUGACAGAUUGUGGCAUCGAUAUCAGAGCAGCCUCAGUGUACUCAGGAGUGUUCACUCAGAUCUUUAGAGAGGAGAGCAGACUGUACCAGGACAAGGUGUUCUGCUUCGUCCAUCUGAGUGUUCAGGAGUUCCUGGCUGCUCUUCAUGUCCAUCUGACCUUCUUCAGCUCUGGUGUCAAUCUGCCGUCAGAAAAACAAACAACCUCCCUGUGGUCUAAAGUCUUCAGAGACAAACCUAAACCAAUGCAUCUCUACCAGAGUGCUGUGGACCAGGCCUUACAGAGUCCUAAUGGACACCUGGACUUGUUCCUUCGCUUCCUCCUGGGUCUUUCCCUGGAGACCAAUCAGACUCUACUACGAGGUCUGCUGAAACAGACAGGAAGUCGCUCACAGACCAAUAAGAGAACAGUCCAGUAUAUCAAGGAGAAGAUCAGUGAGAAUGUGUCUCCAGAGAAAAGCAUCAACUUGUUCCACUGUCUGAAUGAACUGAAUGAUGGUUCUCUAGUGGAGGAGAUCCAACAGUCCCUUAGAUCAGGACGUCUCUCCACAGAGAAACUGUCCCCUGGUCAGUGGUCAGCUCUGGUCUUCAUCUUACUGUCAUCAGAAGAAGAUCUGAAGGUGUUUGACCUGAAGAAAUACUGUGCUUCAGAGGAGGCUCUUCUGAGGCUGCUGCCAGUGGUUAAAGUCUCCAACAAAGCUCUACUUGAUGGUUGUAACCUCUCAGAGAGAAGCUGUGAAGCUCUGUCCUCAGUUCUCAGCUCACAGUCCUCUAGUCUGAGAGAUCUGGAUCUGAGUAACAACGACAUAAAUGAUGCUGGAGUGAAGCAUCUGUCUGCUGGACUAGAGAGUCCACACUGUGACCUGGAGACCCUCAGACUUAGUGUCUGUAACCUCUCAGAGAGAAGCUGUGAAGCUCUGUCCUCAGUCCUCAGCUCCCAGUCCUCUAGUCUGAGAGAACUGGAUCUGAGUAACAACAACCUGCAGGAUUCAGGAGUGAAGCUUCUGUCUGUUGGACUGAAGAGUCCACACUGUGACCUGGAGACUCUCAGGCUUUCAGGCUGUCAGAUCACAGAGGAAGGCUUUGCUUCUGUGGCCUCAGCUCUGAGCUCCAACCCCUCCCACCUGAGAGAACUGGACCUGAGUUACAACCAUCCAGGAGACUCAGGAGUGAAGCUGCUUUCUGCUGGACUAGAGGAUCCACACUGGAGACUGGAGACUCUCAGGGUGGAGCCUGAUGGAGUCCGAUGGUUGAGACCAGGUCUGAGGAAGUAUUCCUGUGAACUCACAAUCGACACAAACACAGUGAACAGAAAACUCAAACUGUCUCAGAACAACAGGAAAGUGACACAUGUGGAGGAGUAUCAGUCACAUCCUGAUCAUCCAGACAGAUUUGACUUGAGGCCUCAGCUGCUGUGUAGAACUGGUCUGACUGGUUGCUGUUACUGGGAGGUCAAGUGGAGAGGAGACGUUUAUGUAUCAGUGAGUUACAGAGGAAUCAUGAGGAAAGGAGACAGUCAUGAAUGUGUGUUUGGAUUCAAUGAUCAGUCCUGGAGUCUGAGAUGCUCUGAUAGAGGUUACUCUGUCUGUCACAAUAAGACAGAAACACACACCUCCUCCUCCUCCUCCUCCUCCUCUGGUAGAGUAGCAGUGUAUGUGGACUGUCCUACUGGCUCUCUGUCCUUCUACAGAGUCUCCUCUGACAAACUGAUCCACCUCCACACCUUCAGCACCACAUUCACUGAACCUCUUUAUCCUGGGUUCUUGCUCUGGUCCAGUUCUGGUUCCUCAGUGUCUCUGUGUCCUCUUAAGGAGGGACAGUCUCCUCCUGGUGGAGAACCUUCCUCUCUACAGGAAGGACAAUGA